Chlorella variabilis is the source of this 426-nucleotide messenger RNA. RefSeq lists its product as hypothetical. NCBI's taxonomy places the organism in Eukaryota, Viridiplantae, Chlorophyta, Trebouxiophyceae, Chlorellales, Chlorellaceae. Bases 1 to 426 code for a protein of 141 amino acids. Gene Ontology annotation, molecular function: oxidoreductase activity; antioxidant activity. The transcript has 5 exons. The record is from RefSeq and is a predicted model, not a curated record.
AUGCAGAGCUGCCUAGGCAUGUUCUCCAAGGCCGCACCCGCGGCCGACGUCACGAAGCUCAAGCCGGGCAUCGCGCUGCCGCACGUCACCCUGCCAACCACGGAGGGCGGGCGCGUGGAGAUCGGGGCGCCCACGGGGCGCUGGCAGCUGGUGGUGGUGUACCGAGGCAAGCACGACCCGGUGUGCGUCACCUACCUGGCGGCCCUGCAGCACCUGAUGCCCGAGUUUGAGGAGCAGAGCUGCGACGUGGUGGCGGUGUCUGCCGACAGCCGCGGCAAGGCCUGCUCCUUUGUGGACGACCUGCGCGGCGCCGUGCUGGCGGUGGCGUAUGGCCUGAACGAGGAGCAGAUGCGGCGCUGGGGCCUGUACGUGUCGCGCCCGCUGGGCCCCGAGGAAAGCAUCACCCUCUUCUCAGGCAUGUGCUAG